Molecule: messenger RNA, 507 nt
Organism: Arctia plantaginis
Lineage: Eukaryota; Metazoa; Arthropoda; Insecta; Lepidoptera; Erebidae
Source: the annotation of a GenBank genome assembly
AUGCAAAAACCCUUCAAACGAACAAAAACGAGACCUAUCGACGGGACUUGGUCCGGAGACGUCGACGUUGGUGUCUGCAUGUCGGAAACAAAACACAAUAGAAAGAGUCGCGUGCGAACGCGACACAGGGAUACGGGCGGCAGGUGGAGAGAGAGAGUCGACACGAGGGUCGACGUAAACAAACCGCAAGCGGGAGCUUCGACCGCACUCACCAUUUCGGGGAUCUUUGAAUCCGUGGAAGUCCGGUGCGGCCACAGCGGACCAGUAGUGAAGAGCGGAGACGUCGUUAGCGAGAACAGCACAGGUACACGAUCACAUAAGAUGGUUCAAAGCACGCACACGGUACAUUGGAAUACGAUACGUCCCGUCCUACACUACGAUCGCGCCCCGCGCCAAUGCAGUUUACGUCACCGCAUCCCGCUCCCGACUGGCAAUCCGCGGCGCGAGCGAGCGACGACCUCGCGCUGCAGCGUGCACCGUCCCGCGUCCCGCGCGGUGCCCCGCUAA